GAUUUAAAAAUGGCCUUUAAGAGUUUACUAAUAAUACUUUAACAAUACUGACAGGAAACGUAACGUUGCAAUUUGUUGUAAUUGAAUUGAAUUUGUAGGGGUGAACUAUCUUCGCGUGUAAGCCCUCUUUGCAGGAGUUACGUCAGCGUAAGAACGUCGUGUUUCGACGUGAUGCCGUCCUCUUCCUGUUUGUAGUUUUUCCUCUUCAAACUACAAAGCAGCAUCCUGUUGAUGCUAGUGAACAUGAGUCGUCGCUUGGUGGUGACUCUGCGCUUCUCUUCUCCCAUUUGCGCUCCUUGAAAGCCCGUCGCUCGUGUCCGGGCCGCAGCAGCGAUGUGCCAGGAGGGGGGCGAGGCGAGGGAGGACUGCGGCUCCCGGGAGGAGUGGACGCUGCUGUUCUGGACCUCUCUGGCCGUCAUCGUCCCGGUCAUCCUGACGCUGUGGUGCAGCGCGCAGCGCUCCAAGAGGAAGACCUACAUGAAGGAGUUCUUCAGGAAGAGCAAACACGGCUGGCACUACACGGACCUGUUCAACAAGCCCACCUACUGCUGCGUCUGCUCGCAGCACAUCCUGCACGGAGCUUUCUGCCACUGCUGCGGCGUGUGCGCCGACGAGCAGUGCCUGCGCCGGGCCGACAGGAGCCUCCCCUGCAAAGAGAUCAUGGCCCCAUCUCGCCCUGACGGAUCCACGGAGCACCGCUGGGUCCGCGGAAACGUGCCGCUGGCUAGUUACUGUGCUGUGUGCAAGCAGCAGUGUGGGACUCAGCCUAAGCUCUGCGACUUCAGGUGUGUCUGGUGUCAGACCACAGUCCACGAUGACUGCAUGGACGGCUUAGCGGACGCAGAAACGUGUGACCUGGGCGAGUUCCACAGCCUCAUCAUCCCUCCUCACUACCUCCACCUUGUCAACAAGCUGCGCCGCCGGCACCCUGACGAGUUCACCAAGUUGGGGGCUUCCUGUGGCAGAAGCUGGACACCUGUGUUGGUGUUGGCCAACACACGGAGCGGCAACAACAUGGGGGAGGCUCUGCUGGGAGAGUUUCGAACGCUCCUCAACCCCGUGCAGGUGUUUGACCUUUCUGAGCUGACUCCUUCCAAAGCCCUCCAGCUGUGCACCCUGCUGCCCCCGGGCAGGGUCCGUGUGUUGGUGUGUGGAGGUGAUGGCACUGUGGGCUGGGUCCUGGAUGCAGUAGAUGCAAUGAAGCUCAAGGACCAGGAUCAGUUUAUCCCCAGGGUGACCAUCCUUCCUCUGGGGACAGGAAAUGACCUUUCUAACACUCUAGGCUGGGGAGCCGGGUACGCUGGGGAGAUCCCAGUGGAGCAGGUUCUCCGUAACGUUCUGGACGCAGAAGUGGUCAAAAUGGACAGAUGGAAGGUCCAAGUAGCGUCAAAGGGGGUCUACUUUCGGAAACCAAAGGUUCUGUCCAUGAACAACUACUUCUCUGUGGGGCCGGAUGCUCUGAUGGCGCUCAACUUCCAUGCCCACCGUGAGAAAACACCCUCAUUCUUCUCCAGCCGCAUCAUAAACAAGGCCGUGUACUUCCUGUAUGGCACCAGAGAUUGUUUAGUGCAGGAAUGUAAAGAUCUGGAUAAAAGGAUUGAGCUGGAGCUGGACGGGGAGAGGGUGGCGCUGCCCAGCCUGGAGGGCAUCAUCGUUUGCAACAUCGGCUACUGGGGAGGAGGCUGCCGGCUCUGGGAGGGGAUGGGAGACGAACCCUGCCCCCCGACUCGGCUGGACGACGGGCUGCUGGAGGUUGUGGGUGUGUUCGGUUCUUUCCACUGCGCUCAGAUCCAGGUCAAGUUGGCCAACCCUGUGCGACUGGGACAGGCACACACCGUCAGGCUGGUUCUGAAGAACUCAACAAUGCCCAUGCAGGUGGACGGGGAGCCUUGGGCUCAGGGGCCCUGCACCAUCACCAUCACCCAUAAGACCCAGACCUUCAUGCUGUACCACAGCGCAGAGCAGACAGACGAUGACGAUGACGAGUCCAGCUCCUCUGAUCCGGAGAGCCCGGCCCCUCAUGACUCCCCCAGGCCCCCGUGGUUGACUACUACUGUGCAAGCGUGAUGCGCCUCAGGCGUCACGAGAUCCUAAACGCCUCUUAUCAUGGUUUCUGUUUUACAGUCCGUCUUCACUGGUCCGCCGUCUGCUUGAGUUUGCCUCCACUUCAUACACUGAGUCACAGUUUUGAAUCCUCGUAUUGUGUACUUUGUCCUUUAUCUUCGAACCGUCAUUUGUUGCAGCUGAGACCUCAGGCAUUUACUAUCUGGAGCAGUCAGGUGGCGGCGAACAUGUUAAGGAAAGCUUUCUGUUUAUUUGCACUGAUCCCUCGUGCCAUAUAGAUUAUAGAGUCUAGACAUAACUGUGCUGUAUUUAUUCUGCUAUAUUUAAAACUGAGUGUUUCUUUUAGUGAGCCAAAUUUAACUCAUCCUCCACGCCCUCUAAAAGCCAUGUCAGACCUGCAGCAGGCCAUGAAAAGCUGUGAUACAAGAAAGAGUCGUGUAAGAGAUGACAGACGCCAUCAACUCUUAGUGAUUCAUCUUACGUUUUAUGGUCUAAACCAGGGGUGUCAAACUCCAGUCCUCAAGGGCCGCAGUCCUGCAACUUUUAGAUGUGCCUCUGCUGCACCACACCUGAAUAGAAUAAUUAGGUCAUUAAGGCUCUGGAGAACUGAUCUACACAAGACGGAGGUAAUUAAGUCAUUUCAUUCCAGUGUUUUGUACCUGUGGCACAUCUAAAAACUGCAGGACAGCGGUCCUCGAGGACUGGAGUUUGACACCCUAAACACCACCCUAAACCAAGCACAAAAGAAAGCUGUCUCUUGUGUUUGUUGCUGAAACUUUGAACGUUUGCUAAAAGAUCCAUGGAGGUGACAGAAUGGCCACCUCCAAGAGUCAGUAGCUUGCAGACAUGUUCUUGCACCUUGGAGCUUUCCACAUUUAGUCAAGUUACAAUGAGAAACGUCAGUGUGUUUUAUUGGGAUUUAUUGUGAUAGACAAGCAUGACGUCCAGCAUAACUAUGAAAUGGAAGGGUAGUGGGAGAGUUUUCAAAAUUUUCCUGAAAAUAUAAAAUGCUGGGAAUACAUUUGUAUAACCUGAGUAGGGGCUGUGCUUCCAGUCUUUUGGGCGUUGCCUCUCCUGUAUUUAACCCCAAUCCUUCUUCCAAGCAACUCUGCCCAUCUGUCCUAACACAUCUCCACAGCAUACAGGACACUAUUUCUAUUCUUCUGAGAGCAGUAAGUUGCUCCCAGAAUAUUGAAAAACAUAAAUAAUUUUUAUUCGCCUUCAAACACAUGUACUGCUUUCUGUUGGCCUAUUACAUCAAACCAUUAUAAAACAUACUCAAGUUGGAAAUGUUCCAAUUUUCACCUCUGGAAGUGACUAUCUGUUUAAUCAUGCGACACUGCUCCUUUAGUUUGCAUCUUUGUAGCAGUUUGAGAAGCUUUCCCAUGUGCCGAAUAUUCAGAUUCACUAGAUGUCCCUGCAGGAAACGGGCCGACUUGUUGAGGGUCAGUAUGAAAGCACUGCCAAGUCAAUAUGGAACUACUUUGCCAGCGUGUAAAAAAAACAACUUCUUCCCUCAUCUUUGCAAACUGUUUACAUACUUUGUGUUGCACUUGAACAUAGCUCCUAUCCAUGUUACUGCCAUAAAUUAUUAUACCUGCUGAUGAGAUUUUACAUUGUGCAAGCAGUCCUUCAGCUUCUCGUGUUUUACCUUUUCUCACCACAAGGGGGCAGGCUGAGGAGAGUAUUUAGAGGUAGAGCUUUUCAGACCACUUUAGUUCAGUAGUUCAUCUGUUGCGUGAACCUCCAUGUGUUGCUCGGGUGAAGCUGUUGCAUUUCGUGUUUGUCGGAAAUCCUGGUGCUGGCGGGAUUCCUGGCGCUCGGAGCAUAUCAGGAAAAGUCUGUAGGGUGUCUGGUUAAAGGUUUGCUGCAGCAGGCUUUAAGGUUGAACAGGAUCAGUAACUAGCCAUGAUGAUGCCUUGCUGGACAUCUGCUUUACCUUUUAAUAUGCGUUUACCAGAGCUUUGUGUUGUGAUGAAGCAGCUUUUAUGAAGCUCAAACGGCCUGAUUCUCCGUCUGAGUUUUAAUUUUUAAAGCUGAUUUGACACAUUUCAUUGCAGGACUGACAUUGUUAAUGCUUGAGCAGACUUCCCUACUGUGCAUUUAUGAGAUUUUUAAGCUGGCUUGUAAACAGUAUUGAUUUAAAGCUAAAAUGUCAGAAAAGCAGCUUCAGCUUUAAAAACUCCACUAAAUGAUUUGAAAUACUUGUACAAUCAACAACUUACUUUUCUGCUGUCAGAAUUGCUUAUAAGAAUCUGCUGUAAUGAUAAUCAGCAACUUUAGGAAGACCUGUGUGAUCCCAGUUUACUACAAACUACCAAGAAACAGCUCAGAGGAAAACAAGCGUUUAAUGCCAUCAAUCAUAAAAAAUGGCUGUUUACAAAAUGUGACAAGAACCAACUUUGAUUGAGAUGAAUGUAAAGAGGUGAUGUUUUGAAUUUGAAGACAUUCCCAUAAAUAUUUUCAUACAUA
This is a messenger RNA of Xiphophorus couchianus (Monterrey platyfish), 4536 nucleotides long. RefSeq names its product diacylglycerol kinase, epsilon (gene dgke). Lineage: Eukaryota; Metazoa; Chordata; Actinopteri; Cyprinodontiformes; Poeciliidae. The coding region runs from base 334 to 2067 and encodes 577 amino acids. The transcript has 11 exons. Gene Ontology annotation, biological process: phospholipase C-activating G protein-coupled receptor signaling pathway. Gene Ontology annotation, molecular function: ATP-dependent diacylglycerol kinase activity. Gene Ontology annotation, cellular component: membrane. The record is from RefSeq and is a predicted model, not a curated record.